Molecule: messenger RNA, 1893 nt
Organism: Cadophora gregata
Lineage: Eukaryota; Fungi; Ascomycota; Leotiomycetes; Helotiales; Ploettnerulaceae
Exons: 2
Coding region: 651-1820 (389 amino acids)
Source: RefSeq, a predicted model, not a curated record
GUCAGUGUAGAGUGGCUUAUACUAAGCUGUAUAUACUUAUUACUUUUCACACUCAUUGAUUAGCACAGUAGACAAAGCCGACUGGUACGGACAUGCAUCGGGAUCUGUCAAACGUCCAAACAAGGUCCCGUCUCGCGGUCGAUCCACCGGUUCCACCUUCUCACCUAGAACUCACCCAGCGCGAAUCCACUCGGCUCCACCUGCUCGCGACGACAUCCGUUCCACGCUGCAGUAUGAUCUCCCUCCUUUAUGGGCAUUUCUACCAAUUCUGCUCUUCAAAUGCUCUGCUUCCAGCCUGUCGAUCCACAAAACACACGCCACCUGAUGUCUGCGUUGAGAGCGACGAUGUUUGAGAGCCACUUGCCAAGAGCUGCAUGAUGUGCCUGCCAUCUCAAGAUCCUCGCAUGUAUAAUUGGGUGUCGUCCCGUGUUCGCUGACUCUUGCUUUCAGUUCGUUUUCUGUUUUUUCUCAACUCAUCUGCUUCUUUGAAACUUUUGCCGGCUGGCCUGACUGAAUUCCUUUCGUUCAACCUUUAAUUACACUUUUCGCUUCCUUCUACCUGUGCUGUGCACCUUUUUAUAGCUUUGAAGAUUUCAACACAAAGUUCAGUAUACUUUUAUACCACUCAACCAAUCAACAUCUCAACCAAAAUGCCCUCUUUAAUUCAGAUGCUUUGCUGGGCUCCAGCCAUUGUCUCGGUGGCUUCUGCUCAGGGAGUCAUUCAGUCCGCGCAAGGAAACAAAGGAUCGCCUGCUAGUUUACCACUCCAAGUCGACCUCACAGCAAAUGAUGCGAAUAUUAUCAAUAUCGACGAGAUCACCACUAACGUCGUCAACGAAUGUGGACGGACCCUGUUGGGAGGUAACAUCGAUAUUGGCGAGCAGACUGAGGGUCAGUUGAUCGCCAAGACUGUCACCUCCGUUAGUAAAGGAAGCACAGUCGAUGUUGCUAUCAACCGGGUCGACGCGAAUGGCGAUGGCCCAUAUACUUGUGAUAUGGAUCUCAAGGGAAAUGCCAACGGUUUCAAUGGCCAGACGAACCUGACUGUCACCGAAUCUGCCCCAGAGAAUGGCAUCAUCAACCUCUCUGUUGAGAUGCCUGCUGAUAUGGCUUGUAUUGGAGCUUCCACCGGAAAUGUCUGUACUAUCCGCUGCUUCAACACCGCCGCCGCAGGACCUUUUGGAAGCUGCUUCGCAGUCCAGCAGGAAGACACCGUCGCCAGCGAAAACUCCGCCAACACCAUCGACACAGCGCAGACACUCGAAGGUGUUCUCGCACAAGUCCAACAGGACCAACUCGACCUCGCUGAUGCCAACAGAGGCCUCGCCAACGCCGCAACCGUCGAUGACCAAGGCGUCGAAAUUGUAGACGCACUCCUCGAUAUCGAUUCUGCGGCUCUAGCUACAGCUCCAGCUGCUGCUCCAGCGGCGAAGAACACUGCUGCUGGUGGUGGAAAGAAGGGCAACGGCAAUGGAAAUGCAAAUGGAAAUGGCAACGCAAAUGGAAACGCAAAUGGAAACGCAAAUGGAAAAGCAAAUGGAAACGCGAAUGCAAAUGGAAAUGGCAAUGGCAACGGCAAUGCGGCCACCAAGAACGGAAAUGGUGCUGCCGGAAGGAAUGGCAACGGAAAUGCUGCGAAUGAUGACGCCGCUACCAACGACGAUGCUGCUACCGAUGGCAACGCUGGCGGAAACGGUAACGGUGCUACCAAUGGCAAUGGUGCUACCAAUGGCAACGGACGUAACGGGAAUGGGAACGGGAAUGGCAAUGGCCGCAACAACAAUAACAACAACCGACGUGCCUUGAUCUUCGCCGCUUAGGUGAACAGAGGUACGGAUUAACUGUUGUGCCAACCUUCUUCUCAUACCCUCUUGCUGUACUGUACUUUAGCAG